AUGUCGUUCCCACAGCAGGGCUAUGGGCUUCCCAGGGACGCGAGUGGGGCUCCUGUGCCUCCGUCGUCUCCUGAAAACGCACAUCUCGUGGCUGCGUCGCUCUCGCUCGGCAGGUCGGCGGGCCCUGAGGGUGCGUACAGCCACGCCGCAGGCCUCCCGCCGCCCUACCAAGCUUACGGCGCCGUUGGAGGAGCAGACGCCUCUUCUCUCUCUUCUCUCGCGGGUCUACCUCAGAGGCCCGGCGCCCUGCCCGGGCCGUCUUUCUCGGGACACUUUGCCUCUGGCGUCGCUCCGCAGGCGUUCGCGGCCCGUCCGUCUCCGUUCGCGACUUCUCUUCCUCGCCAGACGCUUCAACCCCACGGGCGCGUCUCCCUGCAAGGCCCCCAGAACGGCGCCGGUGUCGCCCCGGCCCCGGGGAAGGGCGCUUCCGUGCCGUUUCUUCCGUUCGCGACCAACGUGCCUUCCGCCUCCGGUUUCGGGCCCGGAGCCUUUUCGGCGGGGCGCGUCCCGGGGCCCGUCGCCCAGCAGGGAUACGUCCCCACCACGGGCCUCCUGACCGCGACCCCGCAGCAGAGCCGCAGCCUCGCCUCAGCCGCAGCUGCUGCCGUCGCCGCGACCGCUGCUCUCGCUGCGCAAGCCGCCGAGGCGUCUGCCGAGACGAGUCUGCCUGGAGUCCUCGCCGCGCACGGACCCGCAGGCGGCGCCUCGGGCGCCGUAUUUCUCGCUGUGGGGAAGGGUGCGGGAAGCAGGACGUCGUCCAAGGGCGGCGGGAAGAGCAGUCAGGCGAGUUCAGUCGUGGAGGCCGGGCCAUCGUCGGGGGGCGGCUCGCGAGGAGACAGAGAGGAGCUCGGCACGGGGUCUGUGGGGCCGGGGGGUGCCCCGCGGCGCCCGCGUUCAGGCGCUGCGGGCGCGGGCCUCGGAGGGUCGGAUCUCCAGGGCGGGGCUCUGUCGGGCGCACAGAAGGGGAAGACGGGCGCGCAUGGCGACGGCGGGCCCGCAGGAGGCGAAAGGGAUGAAGGCUUACGGGAAACGAGUCGGAAGCCUCUAGCCCAAAGUGGAGGGCGACGCGACGCGGGCCGGCUGGGAACAGGCGCGGCUGCGUCGACUGGAAACGGGGAAGUCGGCGACGACGUGAUGACGGCAGUCGCCGUGGAGAACGAGAGUCUUAAGUGGUCGCUUUUCAUCAGCAACGCCCUGAAGUGGGCUGCCGACCCCGAGCUCGACUACGACGAGGAAGACGGCGGUUGGGGCUCCACUGUAGCGGCGGGGCGGACUCCCGGAGGCGCUUCCGGGGAUGUGUCUCGCCCUUUGGCGGUGGCCGGGGAAGCGCCGGCAGCGGCGUUUGGGGGAACGGACGCCGCAGGCUCCCCUGGGAGCGGAGAUCGACCGUUUUCGUCGCACUUGUCCUCUCAGCCUGCCUCUCACAGCACAGGCCCCACGAAGCCGGACGGGUCCCGUUGGGACGACGAAGAAGAGGCAGAGCGUCAGAGACGGCGCGCGUGUCAGGUGCGCGAAUGCAUGCGGCGAAAGAAGCGGUUUCAGCGAGGCCACGAGCCUGUCGAGCCGCGCACGGCCCCGUCAGCUCCAUCUGGCGAGGAGACAUCCGGAGACGCCGGCGCUACCGCGGGCCUGCUGAGCCUUGUGGCGGACUCCGAUGGCGAGCGUCGGAGCGAAGGAGCCCCGAGAGGAGGGGUUCCCUCGCCAGGCCCAGGAGGGGGAGACACCGGCGGGGACGGCUUUGGGCGUUCCGCGGCGGGCGCUGCCGCGUCGCAAGCGUGGGAGCCGGGGACGGAGAAAAAAGGAGAGGAGGGAGACUGCCAGGGAGGCCGGGAGACGGGAGGCGAGGGAUAUUUGGGCGACUUGGGAGCAGACGAAGAAGAGGACGAAGACGCAGGCCUUCUUCUCGUGCUGGGCGUCUGCUGCAACAACUUUGUGGAGGAAGUCGUGGCAUCAGCUGCGUCCUAUGCGAUGACUUGGCGCGGCGGCUCUUCACUGUCUCUCCCGCCUUCUGUCUCGUCUCCUGUCUCUGAUGCCAAGGAGGCAGGUCCGCUCUAUCCGUUCUCCCGGUCGGCCGUGCCGUCCUCACUCAGCGCCUCUGUCCAGGGUCUGUCGCCGCCCAGCGCGGGCUCCGCCGUUCCUCAGUCUCCCUCGGGGCCCGGACGGGCGCCGGGAGGCAUCCCUGGAGCCCCAGCGGGGAGCCUGCGUCGGGCGAGUCUCUCGAGCGCCGCGGCCGCGGCCGCGCUCGAGGGCGGAGGAACAGGCCGCGUGAUUGAGGUCACCGCGCAGCACGUCGAGUUUGCUCUCGACCGGCUGUGGGGCGAGCAGCCUGUCCAGGGGCUUCUUCAAGGCAUUCGCGAAAGAAAGAGAACGAAUCGAACGCUGCGGCUUCGCCGCGAAGAGGCCUGCCUCGCGCUUGUCUCCAAGCGUGAGUCCGGAGCGCCGAGCGGGGCGCGAGGGGCUGAGGCAGCGAAGCCCAGCAAGACGAAGGACGAGGACGACGCCGAAGACGAAGAUCUUCUGGCCGAGGAACUCUUUUUUGGCGGGUGUUUUGAGGAGGAAAGCGAGGUCGAGCACGGAAACGCCGAGAAAGAAGAGGCCGUGGACAGCCGGCGGGACGAUGUGGGGAAAGACGCGAGCGAAGACGCCCCGGCGAAAGCGCACCGUCUCGCUCCAGCUCUCGUCUUUUACAAGGACGCUCUGGAGAACACUGCGGCGUGGGACGACAUCGAGCGCUCAGUAGCCGACGCUUCUGUGCAGCCAGCUUUCCACGAGAAUCUGGCUACGGCGGAGUAUCUCCUCACGCAGCGGUAUCUGUGGAGCGAACUGGAGAAACUCAAAGAGUUCGCGGCCCCAGGUGUCGACGCGGGCGACGCAGACCCGAGUCUCCUGUCCCUGGGGCCCGCGGAGACAGCAGGCCAGGGACUGUCCGCCGAGGCUUCGAGGUCGCGUGUGGUGGAAGACGGCGUCGAGAGCCUACUGGAAGAAGCACAGAUCCUGGCGAAACGGAAUCGAGAGAAAGUUGCAAAGGCGGCGCUAGAAGAGACGACGCUCGACGCGGAAGGGCGCCUCAGUGGGGCCCAAGACGGUCUCUAUCGCGCGUUCGACUUCGCUGCGGCCGCUGUCUCGCCGGCAUCUGAAUCGUUUGCUUCUGCAGGCGAGGAGCCCGGCCUGGAGGCGACCGUCCCCUCCGGAGGCUUCGCGGUGGACGCAGAGAUGGAAGGCGAAGCCGAAGGAUUUGCGACAGAUACCUGUUUCGAUCUGGGAGCAGGCGGCGAACAAGACGAGGCGCGGCGGGUGUCGUUCGUCGAGGAGCAGACGUUCAAGACGCGAGGAGACAGCCCCGAGGGACGGAGACCCGGGCAAGAAGAGCCGGGGACUGGACUCGGCGUCGAUGCGUGUGGAGAGAAGUUGGGGGCGGGGACCGAAGGCCCCGAAGAAGGCUCCGACGGGGCCCUCGACCAAGCUCUCGAGGACGAGUUGGAAGAGAGUCUUCUGCUGGGCAUGGACGACGAUGCGCAGCCACCCGAGGCAGUCUCCGUUUCACGAGAGGGACAGCGCGAAAACGGUCUCUUCCCUCCACCUCCCGACUUCACCACCCACUCGGGCCCAGUCGCGGCGGGGCCUGGCGAAGUGGGGACGGCAGCCGAGAGCUCCCAGUCCUGGGGAAGCGAAGAAGGCGCUGCCGCCGACCCCCCUGAGCCAGGUGCUCUGCCUGACGCGGGAGAGGAAGAUGUGGAUUUGGAAGAGGAAUUGUUCGGCGGGUUAGAAGAAGCGUAG
Messenger RNA from Neospora caninum, 3777 nucleotides. RefSeq lists its product as hypothetical. The transcript has a single exon. Lineage: Eukaryota; Apicomplexa; Conoidasida; Eucoccidiorida; Sarcocystidae. The record is from RefSeq and is a predicted model, not a curated record. Bases 1 to 3777 code for a protein of 1258 amino acids.